GCGAUGCCCUUAGAGAUUCACCCAACAUCUCUGAAGUGAUUGCCUUAGAAGAGGGGAGUUUAGCUUCUAACUCCCAGGACUGGUGUGAGAGAAGCCUACAGGGAGGUGAAAGAUCUGAUUUUAUUUCUGACAGAGAAGACUCUCCUGAUGCUCUUUCAGAAGUGGAAGACCCCUAUAUUGCUUGGAAAGCAACAGGAAGCGGCACUUUCUGCACUGCGCACACUAAAGCUCGACGGAGGCAGUUUGAGUCAACCAAAUAUGGCCGGAGAGAGGCGGCAGAGAUUUACACUCUACAAUCCAGCUGUAAUAAAAGCACAUGCCCGGAAAAACAAAUGGGACCUAAUAUUUCAUUGAAGCUCAGCACCAGAGAGGUGUGCUCAGUUAAAAUCCAACCUCAGUCGCGGGAUUCAAAAGAUAAUUUGCACCAGAAGACUGUAUUUACAUAUAAGAGUAGCACAGGGACGUGUAGAUUAAAGAAAAAGAGUCAAGAAAACUCAGUUAUCUUGGAUGCCAAUAAUCUAUUUGACCCUCCUGAAGUUACAGUAAAUGUUCCACCUGAAACCAGCAAAACUAAUCAGCUGAAUGAUUUUAACCACCUAGAAAAAUACCCUCCAAAUAGAGGUUUAUUAGAGGGCAAAACUUUGGUAACACAACAUCACAGCUCAUUUAAACACAAAACAUGGCCACUCACAAAAAGCGCGGAUAUCAAAAGUAAAAAGAUACAAUUUAAUCAGAAGUUUAAAAUCUGUAAUGUUGAAGAAAAGGAGAUACAGACUCCUGAACUCUUCAGCACUUACUCUGUUUUAAAAAGAUGCAACAGCUUGAAUAAUGACAACGGUAAAUGUUGCAGACAUAAGGCACAUUACAAAAAUAGAAGUAGAUGUAGUGGCUGUCCGCAUGUAGUUACUCAUCACACAGAUGAAAUAAAAUGCAAGAAAAAUUACACAAACUUCCAGUUAAUUCAAGAAACUGCUGCGUCAAGUGUAGCCAGCUCUGAAAGACUUGACAAAACAACACAAUGUGCUUCACAGAACUUAAAGUCUGAAAACAGAGACACACCUCAUGCACAGAUCAAUGUAUCGGCACAGGAUGAGGAUACCAUCUCACUUCCUGUGGGUGAUGAAAGCCCUGACAGUGGAUCAUCAGAGGUCUACAAUCGUAUCACAGAUUUUCAGAAUAAAGAUCAGAAGUUGGGUGUCUGCUUCCAAGAGGAUCAGUCUGAAUGUAUUUCAGCACAAGGAGUUAAUCCACUGGGGGCGCUGAAUAAAACUGGAUCAUCCAUCACGUUUACUACAGUUCCAUUGAGUACCUGUACCACGGUGACCUUACCUGGUCUAUCAGGAGACCCAGACAGAGAGGAAGUCUCUGGGAGGCAGUCAGGUCAAAAACUGCCUCAGGGUAGGAGGUCUCAAUCAUGGCUCUUUUCAGAUCAAACCCAAGAUAUUUAUGCUAACUACUUGGAUCAGGAAAACGCUACACUAGAAAAUGACGGGCAGUUUGUGUCUCCAAACAAGCCUUUAGCAAGGGUAAAUUCUAGCCCUUUAGCAGCAAAACCUGAAUCGAUCCCAUUCCAGUCUGACACUAGUAAGGGGACUAAGGAAUUUCACACUCAGAUUUCCUUCUCAGAUAAUCRACUGUUUUCCUCUGAUGUCCUUGAAGCAGAAGAUCCCUCCCCUCGAUUGUCAGACAGUUGUAGAGAGGAAUCCACCUGCUCUCCUCUCCAGCCUAAAAUGGAACAGAAAACGGAGAGCAGUAACUUUUAUGAACUCCCCUAUGAAAUAAAAUCCCCUCUCUCACAUUCAGACUCCAAUAAUAACACCAAAGUUGUUAAAAGUUUAUCCGAUGAAGCUCAGAGCAAAUGCAAAGCUAAAGAUAAAACCAUUUGCCUACCGAUGGAUGUAUCCGUAGGUGUGACUCAUGACUUUAUGGCAGACAAAGUAAAGCACCAGGAACAUUCUACAGUGACUCCUGGUGAUCACAGAUCGAAGAGUGAAGACUCAAUACCUGCAGUAGCAACAUUUCCUAAAAGUCAAGAUCAUUUAAGGACAGUUUCCAUUGAUCAGCUACAAAAUCAGAAGACACUAGAAAGGUUUGAGAAAGGACUUAAACCCUUCAUUCCAAGUUCCGAGAUGAACAUUGAACUCACAAAAGAGAAGAACCAGUUAAGCUAUCCAGUGGAUUACAGCCUAUCCCGAAAGUUAGCUAACUUAUCAAAAUCAGAGUUGGAAUCUGAGGUGAGUCCUGGCCUACAAGGUGGAUGCGAGAAAAUUCGGAAACAAACAACGGAUGGUACAGUGACUUCCAUCACAACUACCAGUGACUGCAAUGGGAAAACAAGCGUUGAAAAAAUAACCAAAAGAACCAAAUCAAACGGCAACCUGAAGGAAGUUAAAGGCUCCAUGUUUUUGAUAUUUGCUAAAACGCCUUCUUUAAAGGAGGAGGAGGAGGAAGUACAGAAGACUUUGUCAGAGGAAGGAAGCAAAAAUGUUUUAUCUGAACAAGAGUUGCAGAAGAACCACUCUGAGGAUAAUAACGACGAGGAGGUUUCAGCUACAGGUGACACUGUCAAACGGGCAGGUGACCAAGCAGUACUGCCGCUGCGUCACAGGAUAGAUGAAAGGGAUGGUGAGCUCUUCCCCUCUUCACACUGCACUCAUCAUGUUUGUGAGCUGGCGAGUGAGGAUAAAGGAUCAAAUGCAGAAAACCUUCUGAGACAAAUCCUUUUACCUAAUGAACGGAGCUUCAAGAACAGCCCCAACAUCUGCAUGUGCUUUUCUGAGCCACAUAAGUUCUCCAGUGUGUUUGAGCCACCGUUAGCUAAGGAGGAUAUUGAUAUGGACUCUGGUAAAGCCAGACAGUUCUGGUCAAAAGUUAAAAAGAACAUGGAAGCUGAGCAUCUGAAAAGAUCUUUUUCGGAGACAGAGGGUGAAUAUACCAAACUACCUUCUGAGGAUGACUUCAUCUUCUUUCCAGUGCUCGACACAUUGACUGGCCCUGGAUUGUCCUCCUCCCUCAGAGCCCAUAGCCACACAGAUUAUGAUUCCAAGAAGGGAGUUUUGCAAAGAAAUGAAAUAGAGAACCAGAAUAAAACAUGUUCUGAGAGUCUACCUUUUACAUUAUGUCCAUCUGGCCCACCUUCAAGUUUAGACAACUCCUCAGGAGAACAGCCCAGUCACACAAAUUCUGGUUCUAAACACAGUCAUCCGCAUUCACCAUUCAGGUCCAGAUCUCACACGCUAGCCUGUGAGGGCUCAGCUGGCUGCCCCCUUCGGCCAUUCAGUCCUAAACCUAAUAGCCCAAGGCCAACGGCUCAGCGCAAAGUAUUUCGCUACCGUCACACAACAAAGACCAGUCCCGUCUCUGCCCCUCUUCUGAGUCAGUCAGUCAGUGUAGAGGGAUUGACUCUGCCGCCUGAGAAACCUAAAAGCCUAAAACCCUCCACUAGCCCUCGGAUUCUCAAUUUUAGUCCUCUGAAUGACUUCCAAAGUGAUUUUCAGUCACAAGUCAGCCUCUCUGACACUGGCUCCAUUGGUGAAUUAGAGGUGACACAAAACAGAGGACAACCUGUCAGCAGCUCCAGAGAAAGAAUGCUGCUGGAGGUGCGGGACAGGAGGAGAGCCUUCUUGUUUCAUGGUGGAAGACCGGGAUGCUGGGUAAACGAAGGCAGGUUUGGAAUUUACCAGCAAGGAAGACCGAAGUGUUUCGAUGACCUUUGGAUUGAGGAGCAAAAGAAGUACAAGUGCAAACUGGCCAAAAGCAUCAGAGACCCCACAGGCCAUGUGGACACACUGUGGUCAGAAAAAAUGAUCAAAGUAAGACGUUGCGGAUGCAGUGUCCUGAGCUACCAAAUCAAUCAUCCAAACCAUAAGACUCUUUUUAAUUCUAAUCUUUUCCACUUCUGCCUCACUUUUGACUCUGUUCUGCGUAGAAAGUUUGUAUUUUAGGUGGAUUACAACAGAUUUUUUUUACAUAAACUCUCAUUUUGUUACUUUCUGUGUCCUACUAACUGGUUUCAUCUCACAGCACUGUCCUUGUCACUGCUUUUCUGCUUCUGCUUAAUCUUGAUCAGGGUCAGGGGCGGGUGCUAACUCAGCAUUCAUUCAAUUUAAAUCCAAUCAAUUAUUUGAUUGGGGUUGUUAGGAAAACACUGGACAGUAUUGAUAAUAAUGGUAAAUUAAAACUGUUUUCUGU
Messenger RNA from Austrofundulus limnaeus, 4191 nucleotides. RefSeq lists its product as uncharacterized. Lineage: Eukaryota; Metazoa; Chordata; Actinopteri; Cyprinodontiformes; Rivulidae. The record is from RefSeq and is a predicted model, not a curated record.